GCCACAAACACUGCGAGCUGGCCCACCGCAGCAACAAACACUGCCUGGCAACGCAUAUAUUAGGUGGACUAUACCAGCCACGGUGCCACCCCACAACUACAUCAGUUUCUGUACACGCAGCCGUGCAUACUAGUGCACUGUGCAUCCGCCCACUGCCCAGUACCAGUUGUGUUCUCGCUUUGUGUGUUUGGUAUAUGUAUAGAGGCGUAUAUUUUCCUUUUAAAAGCAUAAACGAGUUGCUACAGUUCUAUCAUUCUCUGUCAGUACCGGUCUCCAUGAAGCCACACUUGUAUUUCUCUGAAUAUCUAAUGUUACACCUUGGUAGCUGUGUGUGUGUCCUUACUGCAGUGACAAGUCGCAGAAGUGAUCAUUCUUAACACUAUUUCACAAGGAAAGACUUGAUGUGUUCAAGAACAAGAAGUGAUGCCUUGCAGAUUUCAGUUACACAUUUAUGCAGUUUGUCUUCAUGAGUGACCGAAGCAUCAACAGAGGCGGGAAAAAACAAUUGACCAAUAGAUAUCAACUCGACCAAGAGAUGUCGCCUGAUGAACCUUCGGCUACGGAUAAGCUCACUACUGGUGUUCCGCAGGAGCAGGUGGAGGAGCACACAGGUGCCAGGAGGCGGAGGAUCUUUACGCAAGUGGUGAUGGUGUUGGGGGCGAGCUUGGGCCACGUAGGGCUGGCAAUUGUGGCGGCUUGGCCCAAUCCUGCAGUACCAGACAUGCGUCAACAUAACACUACCAUCUAUGGCACCCCCAUUGUCCUCACCACCUGGCAGAUCGAUAUGCUAGGCAGCAUAGUGGCCAUAGGUAACCUGCCUGGGACGUUGUUGUGGGGGUGGUUGGUGGCGACCAUAGGGCGGAAGACAGCAAUGAUGUUACUCGUACUGCCCUACACACUCGCCUGGUGCCUGGUGGCCCUCGCAGUCAACCCUACCAUGUUGCUCGCUGGCAGGGUCGUCCAUGGCAUCUGUAUUGGGGCAACGUUUGUGUCAGCAAGUACAUAUGUUAUUGAGCUACCAGACACAUCUAUCCGAGGGGCCGUAGCCACCAUCCCAAACGUAGGGCUCAGUCUUGGCUUCAUCAUAACUCCCUCACUGGGUCUGGUCUUGCGAUGGUAUGAGAUAGCAUUUGUAGGUUUAGCGAUCAUUGUAGCCCAUACAAUAGUAAUGGCUUUCCUGCCGGAGAGCCCAUCUUUCCUCGCUAUUAAAGGACAGGAGAAGAAGGCAAAGCAGAUUUUGCUUAAGCUUCGAGGCCCAAGUGCUAACGUGGAUGAGGAGUUACAAACCCUCUGUGAGGAAAACAAAGAAAAGGCAAAGGAGCCACUUGUAAAGGUUCUCCAGGAACCCAUCAUCCAAAGGUCAGUUGGAAUUGUGGUCACACUCUUUUUCGUCCAAAACUUCUGUGGUCUGAUGGUAUUUUCCGUAAACAUGACACGCAUAUUCCUGGAGGCUGGUUCCACGAUGAGUGAACAUGUGGCCAGCAUCCUGGUCUUUCUGGUCCAGGCAGCAGGAACUAUCCUGGCCUGCAUCUACCUGGAUCGCUUCGGCCGUCGGAUCUGCUUGGUGUUCUCUCUCGCGGUCAUGACGAUCUGCUUAGUGACCAUGGGAGUGUAUCACUACUUUCAAGAUGCCACCAUGUUUGAGACUGACUCUAUAGUGAAGAACAUCACAGGAGUGGUAACAAAUGACGAUAUGGACGAGAGGUCUGCCCCAACUUCCUAUUACACCUGGGUGCCACUAUUGUGCCUCAUGGUGUACAUGUUCACCUCCAGCUGCGGUGCCGGCCCGGUUCCCGCACUCCUCAAUGCUGAGUACUUCCCCACGGCAGUGCGAGCACAGCUAUCUGGUUUGUGUAUGGUGCUGGGCAGUAUGCUCAACUUUGCGGCACUGCAAUUGUUUACACCCAUGCAAGUUGCCCUCACCACUGCUGGCCUGUACUGGUUUUAUGCUGCUAUCUCCAUCUUUGGUAUUUUCUUCACCCUCAUCUGUGUCAGGGAGACAAAGGGCAAAGCUGUUGGGUAAAGGCUGAGCUGCCAAUAUCCAGGAUGGUCUGGUGUUGUACUGUUCAUAUCAUGUUUAACAUUAGUUUGGCAGAUGUUCCUCGAGUGUUUAAAUGUGACUAAGAUCUUUCCUGUAGAAAAAAAGUCAAUCUGCUCAGUAAUUGAAUAAUCAAGGCCAAGGUUAGAAAAUUUUUUGUCUCAAGGAGAAUUAACGAAAUUAAUGUACAGUACAGUGUAUAAAAAGAAGGAGGUUAGUGAUUGUCCAUUUGUCUGUCUAUACAGUACAGUAUGCGUAUCUGUGUUGUCAUAAAUUUUCUAAACCCUUUUUUAAAUUCAGUAUGAAACAUGGCAAGAUUAUUUCCUUAAUAAAAUUUCAAGGAAUUGUUCUUGGAAAAUCUGUGAUCUUUUGUGAGUUUCCUGUAGUGGACAAAACACUCAAAAUUUAAUUAAUUUUGGAAAACAGUUUUCCCUUUGUUUAGAUGUGGAGGAGAAAUUUUAAUCACAUGCAUGAAAUGAAUGAAGUAAGCUUUUGGCUGAAAUUUAGAGAAAUGUUAAAAUGAAAGCCGGUUGAUAGGUAUAGUAUACAUACAAUGAUGGUUAGUUAAGUAUUUUGCUUAAGGGGUACUGUAUACAGUAUAUAUAUUUUAAAGAUUAUUGUAGUUGUUUUAUUUUAUUUGACUUGGAUCAAGAGCCAGUUAUGUCCAUACCUGGUAUUUAUUGUUACCAACAGUUAGCACUGGUAACAGCAUUAAUAAAGCUAUAAUUUCAAUAAUAUCUUGUGGGCUUUCAGCAUGCGUGAAAAUACAGUAGAGUACAGUAUAUUGUAACUAUACCAUAUUAUUAUAUACUCGUAUAUCUACUGUACAGUAUGUGAAAUAUCAAGUAUACAAUAAUGGACAGUAGGCAUAUUGUGUAUGAUGUCCUGUACUGCAUAUCUGAUGUUUUAUUCACAAAUACUUUAGUUAUAUUUUAUACAUAUAGAUAAUUUACCAUUAAUACAGUAUUUCAUAUAAUAUAUGUCUUUUUAUGUUCAAAUUUUUGUGGUAUAAGUGAAAAAGUCAUCCUUGAACAUUUUGGCUCCCAUCUUACAACAUCCAAGACUGCAAGGAGACACUGGAAAUGUUGCUGAGAGGGUCUACAUGUAGUGUUGGCUUGGUAUUCAUAUAAAUGAUUCAGUUGCUAGCAGCCUGACAUGAAAUAUUGAAGAAUCAAAAGUAGUCACAGGAAGUAGCUUUAGUCGGUAGCAUUAAUAAGAGGCUCCUGUUAGUUGCAUUAGCAAAGACAUUUAAUAAGUACACUACUUUAGCUUUAAUUACUAGCAUCAACAAGGACCUUCUACAAAUAACCUCAUAGGAGAAAAUGGACAUAGCAUAAACAAAUCAGAGAAGGAGCAGACGUGAAGAAACACUAGAACUCAGGUCUCCUAACCUCAAACAAAAUAUGAGAAAAAUAAUUGAUACAGUAAUAAGAAUUAAUAACAAGCAGCAUCAAAGAGCUGUCAGUUAAUCAUCUAAUAUACUAUAGGACUAGCCGUGUGUCUGUCUGUUCUGGCCAGCCGAAACGGCACAAUCGUUUUUCAUCAAACUUCGUGGAAAAAUCGCAAAAAAAUCGUAGAGUGGAACAAACCUGGUCCCAUGUCGAUGGUUUCUUUAGGAACACAUUAAUUAACGAUUUUAUUUACGCUGGCAACAGAUGUGGCUGUAGCUGUCAGCCGGCCGGACGAUUGCAGUUAUCGUACGGCUCCCUCCUCUUCCCCCCCACUUUUUCUCUUAGCCUACUUUUUUUUUUAAUGUUGUUUGGAUUAGUAA
Messenger RNA from Homarus americanus (American lobster), 3809 nucleotides. Its product is annotated as facilitated trehalose transporter Tret1-2 homolog. Gene Ontology annotation, biological process: transmembrane transport. The transcript is spliced from 8 exons. NCBI's taxonomy places the organism in Eukaryota, Metazoa, Arthropoda, Malacostraca, Decapoda, Nephropidae. Gene Ontology annotation, cellular component: membrane. Gene Ontology annotation, molecular function: transmembrane transporter activity. The coding region runs from base 452 to 2023 and encodes 523 amino acids. The record is from RefSeq and is a predicted model, not a curated record.